This is a messenger RNA of Oryza brachyantha (malo sina), 1943 nucleotides long. RefSeq names its product protein BREAST CANCER SUSCEPTIBILITY 1 homolog. The coding region runs from base 1 to 1734 and encodes 577 amino acids. The record is from RefSeq and is a predicted model, not a curated record. Lineage: Eukaryota; Viridiplantae; Streptophyta; Magnoliopsida; Poales; Poaceae. Gene Ontology annotation, biological process: double-strand break repair via homologous recombination; negative regulation of fatty acid biosynthetic process; positive regulation of transcription by RNA polymerase II. The transcript is spliced from 11 exons. Gene Ontology annotation, cellular component: plasma membrane; BRCA1-BARD1 complex; BRCA1-A complex. Gene Ontology annotation, molecular function: ubiquitin-protein transferase activity.
AUGGAGAAAGUAGCAGCAGUAACUAAUCUUGAGAUUCUUCAAAGAAUUCAUAUGGACAGCAAUUCGUUGACUAGGGAAAGUAGGUCUCUGAGUAAAUCAUGUCUUCUUAGGAACAAGGGAGCAUUGCCUGCAAAGGGUUCAAAUGAGAAAAAUAUGGCAGAUCCAAAUGAAGUUUCAUCGCCUUCUGUUAGUCUAAACAACAGUGGACUGCAUGAGCAUUCUGAUAGACACACCAACACACCUAGAAAACAUGGCAAUGCUGGCAUGUCAAAAGACAACAGAAGUGCUACUGGAUUCAAGAGACUACAAACACCCAUCAACUUAUUUGAAGAUGAAUGCAUUUUCUGCCAUUCAUUUAGAACAAGUCAGUUUCAUGGUCCAAUGGUGCAUUAUCGAAAGGGAAAGCUUGUGUCCAGUGACAAUGACAGCCCAUCAGAUAUCAUCUAUGUCCAUAAGAAAUGCAUGGAGUGGGCCCCAAGAGUAUAUUACAAAGGUGACACUGUUGUGAACAUGGAGAUGGAAAUAAGUCGUGCCUCAAAGUUGAAGUGCACCAGAUGCAGGCAUCCAGGAGCAGCUCUUGGGUGUUAUUAUAAGCAUUGCAAUAGGAGCUAUCAUGUUCCAUGUGCAGUGAUGACAUUGGAUUGCCGCUGGGAUGUUGAUAAUUGUUUUGUUAUGUGCCCAGAACAUGCAUCCGAGGCACUACCAUGUGAUAAGGUAAGCUCACCAACAAAGGAGAAUGGCAAUUCUUCUUCCAUCUCACAGAGUCAAUCAUCAAUCGAACAAAGAAAUUCCACUGGUUGUGAAAGGAAAGAUUGUAUAAUAGAUCAACGGAACAUAUCAAGUUCUUUGCCUCAAAGACAAAGUUCAGCCAAAGAGGGAAUUUCUGCUGUUCAUAAAAGGGAAAUAGAUCAACCGGACACUUCAUGUGCUUCCUUUCCUCAGGGCCAAUAUUUGGACAAGGAAGUAAUUUACACUGAAGACUGGAGGAAACAAAAGCAAAAUCACCUUUACACAGAAAGAAACUGCCCUUCGGAUCUGUGGGUUUUGCUUGGUUCAGCUUUAAGUCCAUCCGAGAAGGAUUCCUUGAAGGAGUUUGCAUCUUGGACCAAUGCAACCGUUGCCAACGAAUGGACUGAAAAUGUGACCCAUGUUAUUGUUGGCAAAAGUGGUGAUAGUGCAUGUAGCCGAUCAUAUGAGGUCCUGAUGGCUCUACUGUUUGGAAAAUGGGUUCUCACGAUUGGGUGGAUUAUGAAUUCAAUGGAAGAGUUGAUUCCAAGUCCAGAAAGUUCCUUUGAGUUGAGAUUUAGCCAUGACUCACGCACAUCAAUUGGUGGAAACAAGAAAGGAAGAAAUCAAGCUUCUGAAGGGGCACAGAAGCUGUUCUCGGGACUGAAUUUUUGCCUCAGCGCCUACAUAAACCCUGACGACAGAAAACACAUACAGAACCUGAUCGCAGCUGCAGGGGGGCAGGUACUGAAGAUAAGCGGCUCACAUUCGGUGCGUGAAAAUCUGGAGAAAGCUCCUGCAGAGCCGCUAUACUUCGUCUUUGACGGGGGCGCUCCAAGGGAGUUCACCCCAAGCUUGCUUGAUGAUCUCCCCAAGGAGAUGGAAGAGGGCAUAGAGCAUGCUGCCUGUGGAGCUCAGGUGAUCAGCCAUUUGAAAUUGUUCGACACCAUAGCUGCUUCUGAUGCCCAUAUUCUCAACCACAAGGAUCACUUCACCCCUUAUGUGUAAUGUAAUGUAAUGCCUUAUGUGUAAUGUAAUGCUGCGUUUGUACAAGGUAACCAUGUCCGUAGUUACCUGUUGUCAAUCUUGUAGGUGUUUUUGGCAGUGCCUGCAUCAAAUCUUUGGCACUGUAGGUCGAAAAUUUUGUAUAAACAGUAGCUGAAUUCCUACAUUGACUUCUGCCACAUAUGGUUAGCCUGAUAUGCAGGAUACGAGAA